Molecule: messenger RNA, 2929 nt
Organism: Entelurus aequoreus (snake pipefish)
Lineage: Eukaryota; Metazoa; Chordata; Actinopteri; Syngnathiformes; Syngnathidae
Gene: clk2a
Product: CDC-like kinase 2a
Exons: 13
Coding region: 342-1937 (531 amino acids)
Biological process (GO): protein phosphorylation; regulation of RNA splicing
Cellular component (GO): nucleus
Molecular function (GO): ATP binding; protein tyrosine kinase activity
Source: RefSeq, a predicted model, not a curated record
GUCGGCUAUCGUGCUCGUUACCUACACACCAAAGAAGACGUCAAAUUACCCCAUCUUGUUGAAGUCUAGUCAGAAUUUAAGAGAAAGAAUUCCGAACCAAAAGGUGCAGCCCAAAGCGCUUUUAUUUAUAGUCGGUUGGAGAUUACAUAUUAACUGUUGUAUGUAAUGCAGCAUUUACGCCACUAGUUUCAACCAGAACUAACUGGACACGGAACGUGACACUACUCCUGGCUCGCUUGCAACGGAGCUGCGAGGAACCAAAGGAAAAUAUACAUGUAAACUAGACCGCUACCACCACGGACUUCUUGUGGGACAAACGUACGGGGCUCGCUGCUAAAACGAUGCCUUACACAAGACGGUACACAUCCUCAGACAGAGAGAGUCGCAGCAGCUACCAUGAUCGUUACAGAGACAAAGAUCGAGAUAGAGGACGAAGACAAAGACACAGAAGAUCACCCACAUAUUCUUCGAGCAGUGACAGAGACCGAGAUCGAGACCGGCAUGGACGGGCUCAGAGACAAGAUACAAGUUUUGUACGCUCAAGGAGUCGGAGCUUUGACAAUCGCUCAACAGAGCGCCGGCCAUUUGAUCGAAGAUACUACGAGGGAUACAGAAGAUUGGAUCAGAGCCGAGAUGGUGACAGAGACAGGGAGCCACGUGGAACAGCAGAAUGUUACUAUCCACGAGACUUCUCCCCAAGCAUGUAUGACUACCGACGCAGCCGAGAAAGAGAUCGUGAGCGAGAUGAGUCAUACCGACGAAAGGGCAGCAGGCGUAAGCACAAACGAAGGCGGCGUAGAACCAGGUCCUAUAGCCCAUCCUCCUCGCGGAGCAACAGCCGGACGCGGGCACUGAGUGUGAGGGACGACGAGGAAGGGCACCUGAUCUGUCGGAGUGGGGACGUCCUGCAAGAGAGAUAUGAGAUUGUCAGCACUUUGGGGGAAGGCACCUUUGGGAGGGUGAUGCAGUGUAUCGACCAUCGCAGGGGUGGCACCAACGUUGCCCUGAAAAUUAUCAAGAAUGUGGAGAAGUACAAAGAAGCAGCCCGCCUUGAGAUCAACGUACUUGAAAAGAUCAACGAGAAGGAUCCUGACAACAAAUUCCUGUGUGUGCAGAUGUUCGACUGGUUUGACUACCAUGGUCACAUGUGUCUCUCCUUUGAGCUGCUAGCUCUCAGCACCUUCGAUUUCCUCAAAGAAAACAACUACCUGCCCUACUCCAUCGGUCAAGUCCGACACAUGGCCUACCAAAUCUGUCUUGCUGUGAAGUUUAUGCAUGACAAUAAGCUGACACACACCGACCUAAAGCCUGAGAACAUCCUGUUUGUCAACUCGGAUUUCACUAUGUCUUACAAUGUUGAAAAGAAGCGAGAAGAGAGGACAGUUAAGAGCACGGCAGUACGCAUAGUAGACUUCGGCAGUGCAACUUUUGACCAUGAGCAUCACAGCACGAUCGUGUCCACCCGGCAUUACCGUGCCCCUGAGGUCAUAUUGGAAAUGGGCUGGGGCCAUCCAUGUGACGUGUGGAGCAUUGGCUGCAUCCUAUUUGAAUACUACCUGGGCUUCACCUUGUUUCAGACUCAUGACAACAGGGAGCAUUUGUCCAUGAUGGAGAGAAUCCUUGGACCUGUGCCAUCCAGAAUGAUCCGUAAGACAAGAAAGCAGAAGUAUUUCUACCGGGGCCGUCUGGACUGGGACGAGGGCUCCUCAGCUGGCAAAUAUGUGCGGGAAAACUGCAAACCUCUGAGGCGAUACUUGCUGUCGGAGGCGGAGGAGCACCAUCAGUUGUUUGACAUCAUCGAAAGCAUGUUGGAGUACGAGCCCUCAAAGAGGCUGGCGCUGGCCGACUCCAUCAAGCACCCUUUUUUUGACUGCGGGGGGGCUUGUGAGGCAACAGGCAGCAAGAGCUGGGAGGGGAACCGGGACAUCAGCCGGUGAUCUGCAGCACCCCGUCCCAAGACUGGUACAGACUAUUUUUUAUACAUGUUGCAAUAGUGUCUGUUGAUCAUCAUGAAAGCCAGGGGAACCUUCAGAGUGUCCACUUCUACAGCCAAGAGAGCUCUAAGACCGGAGGAGGCCAACUGCAGUGUGUUGAACAGACCCUUAAUGUACCCAAAGUAGCCCGCUAUGCAGCUCUCGUCUUCCUCUGACUUCCCACCCUUACCGUCCAUCCAUCAGCAUCACGUGGGAUAAAUAUCAAAAGUCUGUUUUUGAGAAGAACAUAACUGAUGAACGAAAAAACGUACAUGCAGCAUUUUAGCAAAGCUUCCUAAAUCGAUGCCAUCAUGCUCAAAGAAGGCAAACAAAAUUCUUCUUUACACGAGAGUUCCAAAGCAAAAAAUAAAAGCAGUGCAAAUUGCAAGUGUCAUGAAUGUUUGCUUUUGUUAAAGAGCACUUGCACCAAAUUGUUUUAUAUGCUUUAAGCAUAAUGAUGUGGUGUUUCGGUCUUUAUUAGUCACAAAUAUGACGACAUACACUCCACACAACUUGUUAGUUAUUACUCCACCAAGCAAGGACUGUGGUUUAUUUAUUUGUUUGUAUGCGGAUAUUAUUGUUCUGGUUUGCUUUUUACAUUAUGCUUUGCUUUCUACAUGGUGGUGUAGGAAGGGUGUUAAUGUAAUAAUGUAUUACACAAUGACCUGUAUCUUGGCCUUAGCUGUGGAGUUUUCUGACACUUUUAAACUAAAGUAUAAAUUUGCCUUUCCAAAUGUGUGACGUCAUCACGCCUGCGGUUUAUCCCACAAAAGCGUUCUGGGUGGCGUCCAAAUGAGCUGCACACAACUGUAUGAAAAUGUUUAUUUUUGGUGAGCAUGUGUUUUUUUCGCCCCAGUAGGUCAUUGUUAUGUAUAUGGAUAUUUUUUGUAUGAAAUAAUGCCUAUAAAAGUGUAUAUAUGUAUGAUGCUGUAGAAAUAAAAAAAAGUCCUCCUUUC